AUGUCGGAAUACUGGAAAUCAACCCCCAAAUACUGGUGCAAACACUGCUCCGUAUUCGUCCGCGACACCCCUCUCGAGAAAAGAAACCACGAGUCGACCGCCAAGCAUCAAGGUGCCAUCAAGCGUUCCCUGCGCGAUCUACACAGGUCUGCGGACCAGCAAGAGCGAGAAAAGGAACGGGCGAAAAGGGAGGUCGAGCGGUUGAAUGGCGUUGUCUCUGGCACACCGAGUACCAGUGGUGGCGCUGGACAAAGAGGAGGACACAAAUCUGGUGGUGCUGGAGGUGGAGGAGGAGGAGGAAGCAAUGGUCCGACAGGAGCUAACGCUGCUGCUGUUGGUCUAAGUGAAGCGGAAAGACAGAGGCAGCUGGAGCAGUUGGCUGAGCUGGGCGUGAACAUCCCAACGGAGCUGAGGGGGAGUAUGGCGUUGGCGGGGGAGUGGGAGGUUACGAAUGUUAGAGUGGUUAACGAGGAUGCUGAUGGAACCUCUGCAGCCGCUGCCGCAGCCGCUGGUCAGGGUGUGAUCCCCGUGGGUGCGGAAGGGAGAGCGGUCGGUGUAAAGAGGGAGAGGGAGCGUACGGAGGAAGAGAAAGAGCAGGAGGAGGCUAUCAAGGGAUUGUUCAAACGGCCGAGGAAGUGGGGCGUGGGAAGCAAGGUGGCGAAGAUUGAGGAGGAUAAGGAGUUGGAGGAGUUAUUGAGUGGAGGGAUUCCGUUGAAGAAGGAGGAGAAGGUUAAGACUGAGGAGGACAACAUCAAAAAGGAGGAUGACAUUGAAAAUGGUGGGGAGGAAAUUGUCAAGGAGAACGAAGAGGGUGAUGGGGACGGAGGUGUGAAGAAGGAAGAGGAUGCGGACGAGAGCAGUGCCAUUCCCAAGAUUCCGGCUAUCAAGAGCGAGCCCAGCGAAGGAGUGUCGGGGAUUGCUGAUGAGGUUGUGCCUCCUCUGCCUGCUACGGGCGAGUCUGAUGCUGUGGCUGCGGCCGCGGACGCGGUUCCGGCUGUGGUGUUCAAGAAGCGGAAAUCGAAGAAUGUGCGGCAGAAGUAG
Molecule: messenger RNA, 1041 nt
Organism: Sordaria macrospora k-hell
Lineage: Eukaryota; Fungi; Ascomycota; Sordariomycetes; Sordariales; Sordariaceae
Biological process (GO): mRNA splicing, via spliceosome
Cellular component (GO): precatalytic spliceosome
Molecular function (GO): zinc ion binding; RNA binding
Source: RefSeq, a predicted model, not a curated record